AUGCGUAACAAUGAGCCCCGGGGCCCAGCAGCUCCGCGAGCUUCCCAGCUCGGCCCGAGCCCCUCUCGGCCCCCAGAGGAGGCGGCGCCUCACUGGGGUCCCCCAACCCCGGCAGACAGCCCACCCGAGGCCAACCUCCGACCGUCCGCCCACACACGCGAAGUUGAAGUCAAACUUUCCUGGGCAGCCCCGGCGCCGCGUCGGCCCCUUCCCCCCCGCUCAGGCCCGCCCCAUCUCCGCACCGGGCCCGGCCACCCACCGCGCAACCCGGCCCGGAGGGCCAACCUCGCCGACUCCUCCCAGCCCCCGCCCCCGAGACCCCCUCGGGCCCGGCCGCCGCGAAGCCUAGGUGAACUCGCGGGAGGCGCCGAUCCGGCGGGUUCGCCAUCGGCAGUUAUAGAACGGUUAACUGCUCCCACUGUGAGGGCAGCCUUUGGCGGAAGAGGAGCGCGGACCCGAGCUCGCCCGGCCGCCCGGUCCCCUCGGGAUCUUGCCCCUCCCUUCCCCACCCCCACCCCUUCCCGAACUGAAAGACAACAAACCCGCCGCGGAGUGCGGGCAGCCGCGACGCGGGCCGCCCUGGACGCGACAACACCACCAGCGACUCGUGUACCCUCUCUCCGACUGAGGCCGGUCUCUCCGGCGCGCCUUACUGCUCCCGCCGCUGCUCUUACUCCUCAACCGAAACUUUCCUACUUACCAAACCCGUCGCCAUUACCAAGUCUUUCAAGCUUCGUCUUCCCCCUCCCCUCAACCCCCCGGGGGUUGAGCCUCCUCCCAGCUCUUUCGCCUUCUUAUUGGUCUAUGGAAGUGUCAUUCGAUCUUUCCCCUUUCCCAUUGGGUGAGCGCGUCGUCCGUCUCGGGAGGCGGGCUUGUAUUGACUUUUGUGUUGUGUUUACUGGAGAAGACGGUCUGUCAAUCACAAGAGUGAGCGCUUCGGAUUGGAUUGCUGCCGAGACUCCGGGGACCUAAGCCAAACUUUGCCCCCGAAAUGGCUUGUGGGUUCGUAGUCUCAGCCUUGCUCUCUUCUGGGAAACUGUGGGCAAGAGAAACCGGUUGGACUACAUAUCCCAGAGGUGCGUGCAGAGCGCUGUCUUGAUAGUAAACAAGAGUCAUAGGGACACGUGUAUCAGCUCGUUUGUUUUGGUGUCUGGGACAAAAGGGAGGGGGCGGAGGAAGGGAGUGUUUUAAAGUUUUGGCCUCUUCUCUUCCUCUGGGCCUCUCUCAGCGCUCGGAGAGCCCCAGUCUCUCGCAGCACCCAUUUCGGGCCAUAAACAGCCAGAAUCGCUUGCUGUUCGAAGUUUGGCAGGAGGCCAAGGUCAGAGGGAGGUCUUCCAGCUAAAGGUGGCAUCUGUGAUGACUUAUCGUUAACAGCUGGACAACAAAACCGUCCUGCGUUUGACAAACCCAAACCUUCGUUUCGUGGGACUAGGAUGAGGAAGUAUUCCCACAGACCCUCCGGCUUUGCCCACAGACCUAGAUGGAUGCUAUAAAAAUACUGUUCUAGCUGGCUU
Molecule: messenger RNA, 1514 nt
Organism: Lutra lutra (Eurasian river otter)
Lineage: Eukaryota; Metazoa; Chordata; Mammalia; Carnivora; Mustelidae
Product: vegetative cell wall protein gp1-like
Exons: 2
Coding region: 1-972 (323 amino acids)
Source: RefSeq, a predicted model, not a curated record